CAUUAAACAUGGAAAGCUCUCGACUAGUUUCGAUCAUCUUCUUCGUCUACACAACAAUCUUCUCGAUCGAUACAAUCAACUGCAGAGACAACAAUAAUCUUGUAACAAACCAAGCUGCUUUGUUCGUGUUCGGAGAUUCUCUUUUCGAUGCCGGAAACAACAACUACAUCGAUACUGUCUCAAGUUUCCGGUCUAACAUAUGGCCGUACGGUCGAACCACUUUCAAAUACCCUACCGGAAGACUCUCCGACGGACGUUUGAUUCCUGAUUUCAUCGCCGAGAACGCAUGGUUACCGUUGAUCCCGCCAAAUCUGCAACCAAGCAACGGUAACAAUCAAUUUACAUAUGGAGUAAGUUUUGCUUCUGCUGGCGCCGGAGCUUUGGUCGGAACCUUGCCUGGAAUGGUGAUAAAUUUGGGAACACAGUUAAACAACUUCAAAGAUGUUGAAAAGAGUUUGAGAUCUGAACUAGGAGAUGCAGAGACCAAAAGCGUUUUCUCAAGAGCUGUUUAUCUGUUUCAUAUUGGCGGCAACGACUACUUUUAUCCUUUCUCAGCAAACUCCUCAACUUUCCAAUCCAAUUCCAAAGAGAAAUUUGUCGAUUUUGUUAUCGGUAACACGACAUCCGUGGUCGAGGAAUUGUAUAGAAUGGGAGGAAGGAAGUUUGGAUUCUUGAACAUGGGAGCGUACCAUUGUGCACCAAAUUCAUUGAUAAGAGACCAAACAAAGAUAGGAACUUGUUUCAAGCCUGCCGCUGAGCUUAUCGAUAUGCAUAACAAGAAGUUUCCGGAUGUUUUAAGGCGGCUACAACAUGAACUAUCCGGAUUUAGAUAUGCUCUUCACGACUAUCACACUUCUCUUUUCGAGAGAAUCAACAACCCUUCGAAAUACGGGUUUAAGGAAGGGAAGAAGGCGUGUUGUGGGAGCGGACCAUUGAGAGGAAUCAAUACGUGUGGAAACCGAAUGGGACCGUCGAAAGGUUACGAGCUAUGCGAAAACGUUACUGAUUAUUUGUUCUUUGAUCCCUCUCAUUUGACGGAAAAGGCUCAUCGACAAAUCGCAGAGCUGAUAUGGAGUGGACCGCCUAAUGUCACUGGACCUUAUAAUCUCAAAGCCUUAUUUGAACUUAGGCUUACAUAAAAUUCGCCUAUAUGUGUGUAUAUGAAAAUAAUUGACUAGUUUGGUUAUAUCUUCUUGUAUAAUCAUCUUAGUCAUUAAGUAAUGUACUUUUUGUGUCUAAUUAGGAGAAAAUAAAUAUAAUUGUUUGUGAUACGUGAACAGUAA
Molecule: messenger RNA, 1283 nt
Organism: Capsella rubella
Lineage: Eukaryota; Viridiplantae; Streptophyta; Magnoliopsida; Brassicales; Brassicaceae
Product: GDSL esterase/lipase 3
Exons: 5
Coding region: 9-1139 (376 amino acids)
Biological process (GO): defense response to bacterium; lipid metabolic process
Molecular function (GO): lipase activity
Source: RefSeq, a predicted model, not a curated record